ACUGUUACGAGUUGAAUUUAGCGAGAAAGGUGAAAUUAUGUUUUACAAAGACAAUCCGUACACAGGAGUGUAUCGCCGCUUGAUCACAUCUCUUAAAAAUUGGAAUUCGAACGCUAAAGCCCUUUUUGAAGAUAAAUUGACAGAUUUUGAAGGUGCAGUGCUGAGAGUAUCCACCUUCGAGCACCCACCAAGCGUGCUGUACCAUUUUGAUAAAGAUAUGAACAUCAAUGAACGUUUGGGGAUAGACAUGAAUUUGCUGGCGUCAUUGGAAAGAGUUCUCAAUUUCAAGUCUCUGUAUAGUGAAGUGAACGCGAAUGAGCUCUGGGGCUAUCAGCUAGAAAAUGGAACAUGGUUGGGAUUGAUGGGUGAACUCAUCUACGAAAAAGCCGACAUUGGAAUAUGUAAUUUUUUCAUCGAAGAGGGACGAUGGCUUUUCAUUGACUACACAGCGCCUUACAACUUUGAAAACGGUUGUUUCGUGACAGCUUCGCCCAAGUCCUUGCCGCAGUGGACGUCACCGAUUUUACCUUUUUCAGCAGAAACUUGGGCAUUCGUCGCAUUUUCAUUCGUUGUUGCAACUGUAACCCUCUAUGGACUGGUUUAUAUGGGAAUGGAAAAGGAGUCUGCUCAUUUUAAUUCUAUAUCUUUUACUUGUCUGUACAUAUUGGGAUUUUUCACAGUGCGUGGGCAAUCGAUCUUCCCAAGGUUUGGACCCCUAAAAGUAUACCUCACUUUUCUUGGUUUGUUUGCAACUCUGAUGACCACCGCUUACUCUGCCAACCUCAUUGCCUUCUUGACCAUCGUUCCGAAGAUGCCACCGAUAAAUACGAUAAAGCAACUUAAAGAAAGCUCACUCAGGAUUGGAGGUGUACCAUUUUGGGAGACUCAGUUUUCAGACUCCAUCGAUAGUGAUAUCCGAUCAUUGGCACCGCGUCUAGAACCCAGGUACGACUUGGAAAAUCUAUUUAAUUACGUGGAAGCAGGCACAUUUGCCAUCAUUGAGAACAAGCAAUACUUAGAGCUUUUUGUUGAGGGACGCUACACGUACGGAGACACCGCAAGCAUUAGGAUUGUAGGCCAGUGCUUGCUUCCGUACAACAUCGGGGUUGGGAUCCAGAAGUUUUCACCUCUUCGUGAAACUUUUUCAAAUGUUAUCCUACAUAUUUUUGAGUCUGGCAUCACUCAAAAGUGGAAGAAAGAUACUAUAGUUGACUUCAGGGAUCGUCACCGUGAAGAAAUAGACAGGAAUAAACGUCCUGCAGAGUCGGACGUCAAGAGUCUGAGCGUUCACCAUCUCUUAGGGGUGUUCAUGAUGCUCGUCGGUGGCCUCUCUCUUGCUCUCGUGGCCUUCGUUGCUGAAAUUUUUGCUGUGAAGCUUACAAUGCGGAAAAAACUGAGUUCAUUUACUAGUAAAUUCCCUUUGAUCAUGAUAAAAUCCAACGAACAUUGCCGACCGAUCUAAAUAUUUGCAGAUAUUUAAUUUAAAGAAAUAAGUUCUCUGAAUUUGGUCGGCCACUGCUUCUUUUCACCGGCGUUGCCCUAAAAAUAGCAAGUCCAAACUCCAUUCAGACAAAAUAUAUUGCUGACCGAAAAGUUCUCUCCAGGUGAACCAAAACGUAUAGUGAGGCAGUAAAAAUUCCAAUGAAAAUACUUUCAACUGAAAGAAAACAUCAACGUCCUUCUAGAUUUUAUCAUGAUAGAUAAAUAGGAAAAAAAAUAAUCAUGGAAUUUAAUUACUUAUUAAUCCUAGCGUGGUUCACCGAAUUAGAAUGUUAAUAAAUGAUCAAAUUUAUAAUUUUUUAUUACUGGUUAGUCAUUUUAUAGUAUUUUUGCUCGGUUCAUAAUUGAUCCAUGAAUACGGUCUUAUUUGUAAUAUGAUAGAAAUGCUUUAUUUUUAGAGUGUAAAUUCUUAUGGCGGUUGUGAAUGGCAUGAUUCUCACUUCCACACUUCUUUGUUUAUUUCAACAUUUUUCCAAGCUUCAUUGUUAAUUACCGCCCUCGUAUUAUAACUUUCCAUGCUUUAGUUGCAGUUACUACAAUUAUUCACGCAUUGCUCAUAAUUAUAACAAUUGUUCAUGCUGUGACAUGCACCCACUGCAGAAUUAUGCGUGCGAUCCAAACCUUUUUGCGGUUGUAAAGUCAAUAAAUAACUUGGAUUUGGACAAUUUUCAUGUUGGAUUAAAAAUGUAUUUUUCGUAAUUC
Hyalella azteca is the source of this 2202-nucleotide messenger RNA. Its product is annotated as glutamate receptor. Gene Ontology annotation, molecular function: glutamate-gated receptor activity. The record is from RefSeq and is a predicted model, not a curated record. Bases 38 to 1462 code for a protein of 474 amino acids. The transcript has a single exon. Gene Ontology annotation, cellular component: membrane. NCBI's taxonomy places the organism in Eukaryota, Metazoa, Arthropoda, Malacostraca, Amphipoda, Hyalellidae.